Molecule: messenger RNA, 7353 nt
Organism: Porites evermanni
Lineage: Eukaryota; Metazoa; Cnidaria; Anthozoa; Scleractinia; Poritidae
Source: the annotation of a GenBank genome assembly
GUUUGUUCGCAAUGCACAGAGCCAUUAAAGACAUGUUCCAACGGACUUUGCGACGGUAAGGAGUGUGAGACCAACGUAACGAACAAUGCAGUUGAAGCCAUAGUGGCCAUAAUGAGCGUUUCUGUGGUGUUGAUCAUCGGUUUAGUGAUGCUGUUGGUGUACAUAUGCCUCAAGCAAGGACCCCGGUCACAAAACAGCGAUUCUACGAACGAGUCUAAUAUGGUAACGUGUGAAAACACUGCUAUUGAAAUUCCAGAUUACUUGCUUAGGAGACGCUUUUCUUCCUUAAGCACGACGUCGGGUCCACCGCCGUAUUUUAGUCUCUUUAACUUCAUUUGUAAUGAAAAUGGAGAGAUUCUUAACACUGUUAUAGGACAAGACUUUAGAACUGAAAAUCUACCACGACUCCCGAGCACGUCCGAGCAACCUCCCGAAUACGGAGUGUUGUUCGGGACGCCGCCGCCUUACGAUGUGGUCGUUCUGCGGAGUGAAUCGUCAACAACAGGUUUUGAGACACAAGGCGAUACAAGAUCGUAAACUUCGCGAGGAAACAAAAGAUUGAAUCUGGGUCUAACUUUUAGACACUGAAAUUGCUGGUUUGAGCACUUUUGAAAAACAAAAAACAAGGGAUCAAUAUGAAACACACUGAAGUGUGUCGCUUUGAUCUGACGUCACCUGCACCGGUUGUGUUAUCCACGAAGGGGAUCGACAGGACGAAAAUGACGCAGAAGGUAAACUGACAAACUUGUGACUACCUCAACACCGGCUAGACUCCUUUCGUUUGAGUUUCCUUUCAGAGUAAGGAAGAUUUUACGGCAUGUCAUGUAUAGAUUUAUAGUGAAGGUUAAUUAGACUAAAUUUCGUAUCGCCGGAUUUGCGUUUUUUUUUUUGGAGACUUAGCAGGUUUGGGACCCCAGUGCAUGUCUAGUUUAGAUUCAGUUCACAGUGAUUUCUAGAGGCCGGAUUGCCAACUGAAGCAAGAACAAGCAGGAAGCGAAGGCGUUGUGGUGGUACAGUUCCUUAAAACUGAAUAUCUACUGGUUUCAAUAACCUGAGUAACAUGCUACUCACUGAGACUUUCGUACCGUAAAUCAGAACUUAAAAAACGUCUGAUUGUUAUAAAUGGUGGAAAUGCGGAGUAUAAGGGAGAAAAUUACAUUGAAAUAAAAACAAGCAAGUGCGGGAGAGGAUACUAUCCCCUCUUGGCUACGUGACAAUUUAGCCAUUUUUUGUAGGGCCAGUGAGGCUAUCAACCCGGAAAGGGCGCGUCAAGAAGCAAGCUCACAAACGGAAAUAGGCAAAGCUUUGUGUCUACUUUUGCGACAAUAUAUUUAAAAAAUAAAAACUUACUGGACAAAAGGCCCUAUCUAUCUGUUUAUUUACUCAGAAUUUCUAAAGAACAUUACAGAGCAGUCAUUGGGGCAUUAAGCUUAGAACAGCGUUUUACAGUAGCCUGUUCCAGGCGUUUAGAUCGUGGGGACGGUGCAAAAAGAUGUGGGCAGAAAAAAAACCAGGAGGUGGGGUAGGGGUCAGAGCGAGGAAACGCCUGUAAGACGUUUUAACAAAAGCUCGUCCGGUAUACCCUACGAUUGGUCUAUUUUGACAGCUCUUGUUAGCACUAAGAGAUUCAUUACGUUGAUUGGAAAUGUGAUGCGCUAGCAAUGAGAUUACAUAUCAGGUUAUCUUGAAACCACGGUGAAGUGAUUUGAAUAAGCAACACAGGUAAUGUGGAAUAUCAUCCUUGAGGCAGGAUCUCGUCAACGGAAAGUAGGGCUUCGGAAAUUUUACCAUUUAUUGGCUUUUAAACGAGCUCUUUCCUUUCAGUUCUCUUCAGGAAUAUUAAAUACGCCCANUUCAUUAAGAAAGAGAUAAGAGAUUCAGUAAGAGAUUCAUUACGUUGAUUGGAAAUGUGAUGCGCUAGCAAUGAGAUUACACAUCAGGUUAUCUUGAAACCACGGUGAAGUGAUUUGAAUAAGCAACACGGGUAAUGUGGAAUAUCAUCCUUGAGGCAGGAUCUCGUCAACGGAAAGUAGGGCUUCGGAAAUUUUACCAUUUAUUGGCUUUUAAACGAGCUCUUUCCUUUCAGUUCUCUUCAGGAAUAUUAAAUACGCCCAUGAACCUUCUUUUGAUAUGAGUCUUUGUUUGUUUAGCCUGCGAAUACAGCCGUUUAAUUUCACUUUGGCCUUGUUCCUCGCCGGACGGUUCGCCUUGGCGGCUACUCAAGUACGACAGUUUAACACAGUUGGAGUCGCUACAACAGUAGGAAAGCGUGGACGAAUUGGCAUUGAAUGUAUAUAGAAGAGAAGAAAAUGCAGCUUCUUCAGUCCUGAAAUUCCUGAAAGUUGGCUGUCAAAACACUCACCUGAAUAUUUUGAAAGCCGAUUUUGUGAAAAGGAACAAAUGUGCUAGUCUCGGGACGUACUUUGAGAUCUCUAUUCGCUUAACACGUCUUUCAAAGCUACGCGUUGAAGCUUUUACUGACAAACAAAUUCAAACCGCAUUUCAAUAAUAACAACAAAAACCAACAGCAGCUAGUAUAUGAUCUGUUGAGUGAAAAUCAACGGCAGAGAAAGUGGAACGAGUAAUACUUGCCAGUUCUUUAAUUUUUGGAGGUAAAGGAUAUAUUCGCUUGCAGAAAACAAAUAUAAAAGAUCAAUACAGGCAUAUAUUUUUGUUAAUUCAGUAAACAGUGCGGUUUGUUGCCCGUUGCUUGAUCGACAACAUUUAACACCGGAAACUACGUUCGGAUUGCUAGCCGACAAAGUGGGCGGAAUGACCUUUUGAAAACAAAUCUCACAGGCGUUCCCUCCUUUCUCCCUCUUUUCCACUAUCCGAACGCCUGGAGCAAGCUACGUUUUACAGUUGUGCUUAUAUAUAUAAAAAAAAAUGUUUUACGUGUAAUUAGUACGAAGUAAGGGCCCUUUCUUGGAAAUCCUGAUACUUUUGAAAAGUAGAACAGGCACUGUAAGUUUCAGCCCACAAACAACCGAAAAUUGAAAAAGCCAGAUGUAAUAAUACUGAUGUCAUGUCAGAGCGUAGAAUCUUGAGUCCACCCACCCCCUUUCCCGAGAAUGGUUGCGAACCUAUGACCUGCUAAACACCAGACGGAUGCACAGGGUCCAUAAGUUUGAACGUCUUUUAAAAAUGGCAAAGUAUAAAUCCUGGUCGCUUCGCAAACUUAAUAAGCACAAUUAAGAACCUAGUCUCCUGGCACAAUGCCGGAUCUUUACGGUUCCAGUUUGAAUUGAUUCCCGACUCCAUAUCUCCUGAUCAGGAGCUUCUACAGAUCUUCAUUUUGAAAAUAAAUGACCACUAGCAUUUCCUCGUAGGCGCAAAUGACCGUUCAGUCUUAAGAGCAACGGCGGAAAGCCAAGCUUUGCGAGCUUUAAUCAUAAAUAUUUACUGUAAGCCGAUCAUGGCAUCUUACGAGCCUUCAGUCUUGAAGUCUGGGGUGUAAGUUCAAGGUACUUGAUAUACUUUCCCAUAAUAAAUAGUCUAAUUACUAUAGUUGCUUUGUAUGAAGAAAAGGUGGUCACUUUGCCUCCAGUACUUAUAGGAUUAGUCUUAAGUACGCAGACGACGGGUUCCGUCAUGUGGCUGCCGAAGAACUUGAACUUUAGUCGUUUGGAGUUCUAUGUCAGUUUUGCUUUUGAGAAAAACUCAAUUUAAAAAAGCAACAGUCCAGCCCUUUACUCAGGUGUUAUUUACAGCCCCUUAUCCACUAACCCAUAGAAACAACCCUUUUCGAAUCCGUGUUGGUGAAAUAAUAAAAAGAUCUUUGGUAGACAUUUGAUUCCAGAACAACUGAAUUUAACGAUCUUCCGCGAUCCGAUCAACAUUCUGGGUUUAAAGUUGAGCAUGCAGUCAGUAAGCCUCUGAUAACAUAUCUAGUUUUUACACAGUCAUAAGUUUAAAGUCAGUAUUUUUUAAGACCUAGUAUCUUUUCCACCCUCUCGCACGAGGUUAGUUUUACCACCUUACAGCUUGUCUGCAUUCAAGAUUUAUCCGCUUUUCUCUACAUUAGAGAUGAAUAAACGUAAGUUAUCAAGGCAAAAAGUUGUAUCUGCUUUAAAAUGACAUCCGUGAUAUCCUUAACUUGACUUGGCCUCGUGCGAUUACAUAAACCAUUUAACUGACCCCAAGAGCCAUAUGGCUCUUGCUGACCCAUAUAUAGUAUCACCUAGAAUUGUAGUACCAACCUUCAUUUCGACAAAAGGCUUAUCUUCAGUUAUUAAACAUGGAAGUAGGCCUGCGGGUGGCCCCUUAAGAUACACCGUUUCUGUCUACGGGUUAUGGUACGCGACCAUGUUUGCCACGUAGUUAUAUAAAAGGCAACCAUGACUUUCUAGAUGUGAUAAUACCAUCAUCGUCAGUUCGACCUGGUAGCUUAGCCGUCUCUCUGGGGUAGGAAGUAAGCUAUGGCUACAGAUGUGGGAAAUACUCGUUCCCCUACACCAAAGCGGUGUAUCUUAAGGUCUCUAUCAUCACUAUUUUUUCGCCCCAUUCCUAAAUUAAGAGGUCCAACAUUACGAAAUUCCAUUGACCUCUCAGCGUGAAUAGACCUCAGUUUUGUAGAAGGAAGUAUCAGUUCAGUAUCCUUUAGAGCGGUUUUCACUUGACUGUCGUAAAACCAAAACCAAAGUAAAUACACUAGCCAACCAAAGGGCGUAGUAAAACCAAAACCAAACCAAUUCCUCAAUUACUUUCGACAGUCAAGUGAAAACCGCUCUAUAGACGACAAAGAAUCUGGAAUUGGUUGCCUUCUUUACUAACUAGCUCCCAUUCCGCAUUUAAAAAAUAAUCUGAAGGGUGACUAUCUCAUUGAUGGUCGAUCAGUCGCUUAUUUUUUGUUGUUUCUGUGCACUUUGUCCUUAGCGAGGUAUUUCAUAUCAAUAUAACGUACGGAAGCCUAUUAAUGUAUUUCAAGAAGCUACUAGCUCCGCAAGGCUCCCCUAUCACAUUGGUUUAAAAUUUAAUUAACAACUUUUGUUUUAAGUGUUAAAAGUUUUCUUGUGUGGGCGACGAAAUAAACAAAUGAAAAGAGCCUACUUACAAGCUAUUUUGUUUGAGUUUAUUUGACUGCAUUUAGUUUUGGAAGAAAACGUAAAGCCUAUCGAUCAACAGAAUAGGCCACUUCCUAGUUCCAAAAACCCUCACUUUCAAAAUGAGGCCAAGUGUACAGCCUUUCUUGUGAAUAUGUGUUUUAUUUGCAUAAGAAUGAAAAAUCAUUUCCUCAUCAAAGGUUGAACACUUAACCUCGUUUUGAUACAGAGGCCCGGGGGAACUCGGAAAUGGCCUAUUAAAUAACAUAUUUAUAACUCCAACAAGCUAUUUAUUCUUAUUGCCUUUUUGCAGCCCCGAUUUAAGCAUUUUAGGUAACGAGUUCGUACAUUCUGAUUGGCUAUAAACAGCCCUGAUUUCAGCAUUGAAAUAACGCGCACUGACAGUGGUACUUGAAUGUGUUCUAUCACCUCUUGGGCGAUCUUGUUCUUUAUAAACGCAAACAUUGAAAAUAAGGACUCGGCUGGCCUUACCAUUAAAUUAUUGUACAUUGUUUAUCUGCUCUGUUAUUUUCGCUGUCAGCAGAAUCGGGUGAAAGGGUCAAAUCUGUUUAUACAGUUACCAUGGCAACAAUGAAAACAUAACGAACCCUGCCGUCAGCUUUAUUCAAUAAAGAAGAAAGAAAUGAGGAAGUACGUUGUCCAAGAAAUAUUUAAUUUACUGCCACGCUAGCGGAAACUUCUACUCUCUUACUUUUUGUAAACACCGCCAAUUCUUCCCUGCCGGGGUCAUAUAUUUAAGAAAAAAAAGUCCCUGAUCUAAAUUUAGAUCAACAGUUGUAAGUUAACCACUAACCAAUGAGUGACGAAAGUGAAACGUCAUAAUUUAACUAGAACAAAGUGACGGAGUGUCCUUUUCUUGGUCAGUGACAGUUACCAUAUUAGUAUUACACAUUCUUUUCCCCUUAAAUUUAUUACUUGUUUAAAAUCGAAGGGUCUGUACUGUCUUUGAGUUUUCGUUUGAAGAAAAAAAUGUUUCAAUGAGUGAAUACCUAUAUCUAGGUGCAAAACCGUGAAUCAGGUACUUACGGUAAUUAAGCCAACAUAUAAGUACAUUGUGAGAGUUGGAAUCUUUGCUAACAUCAUAGACGGAAAAUGCUUUAAUUCAAUAUUAAAAACUGACUUGUUCCCUUGCCAAAUGACCCCAAUUUCAAUUUGAAAAACUUUUGACCUAAAUAAAACUUCCGUCUUUUGAAUCUGUGCUAGAUUAGAUGCAAACAUUUUGUUUUCCUCCAAUUUUACGUGAUGUGACUGAACAGCAUUCACAUGCAAAUAAAGAGUAUUCAUUAAGACCGCCAACUGCAGCCAAGAUACGUUACUCGCAUCGUUUCACAUGAACAAAAACGUAAAUAGCGGUCCACUAACCGACUGAAAUAAAAAUAUCCCAGCGCACUAUGACGAAGCAGAAAUUGAACUUUUGAACAAAACACAGCGAAGCAGGAUUCAGUGUUAAGUCAAGUUAAGUACGUCUGGGAUUGAAAACAUGUCUUUAAUACACAUCUUGGUAGCAGUUUAUUUCGUGAGCCAACCUGUCGCUACAAGAGGAAACGGCACAAACGAAAACAACAGCCAAGUGAUCGAUAACAUAAAGUGCGGUUUAAUGAACAUUUCUUGUGCCUUUGGAAAGGUUUGUAAAGGAGGUGUUUGCAUCGAUGUCGGAAAAAAUUCGACGGAAUCCGAGCCAACGAAAAUGACUUACCAAGAAGAAACAGACCCAACAUACGAAGUAAUAAUGGACUCAACUCCUAGUACUACUUCGCGAAGGCAAUUGAAAACUGACACCACUAAGUCUCACAGUUUCAUAACCGGAAAUCAGGAGUUUGCAAUCGCGAUUGUUGGAUUCUGUGUUCUGUUCUUUAAUUUUUGCUUGAUAUCUUUCUGUCUGGGGCGAAUGAAAAGAAGACGAUUGGCGCAGUUACAGCACCAAAGGCUCCAAGAGGCAACGCGCAGUUCUCAAGCUUCACAAACGGGGGACUGGAAUGCUGAACAACUGAACACGGGGAUUGAUAAUUUUGCGCUCAAUGGCGAGCUCGAUGCGUUCUCUAGUGAUUUUACGUUUCCCCAAGUGCGUUUGCCACCUUACGACUUCUCGUCGGCUUACCAUAAACCCAGGCCCAUGGAGGAAGGGGACACGGUAGAAGGCGAAUUACCCAACCAGGUCAGCAUCGAUGUUGAGAACAUCGAUGAGGACCCCCCACCAUACAACGAUCAACAGUUCGAUCAUUUGAACAGCCCACCGAGCUACGAUGAACUUUUAGUGGUUCGGAGCAACGUGGAAGAAAGCACUUCUUAA